UACAGUGUUUGGGGGUCGAUAUGGUACCCGUGCUUUCAUGCCUUUUAUUAGUACGGAUUACCAAUUUUAAGAGUAACAACUUCCCAACGUUUCUAAGGUUUUAUGAUGCUUUACUGGAUUUUAAACAAUUUCUGACUGCACCUUGUCCGUAAUUUUUUACACGUGUAAAUGAUAACGGCUAUCGAAACGAUAAUGCUUAAUAUCAUAUAAAUGUAUCUGCGUUUAAAUGUGACGAUCUUCAAUUAAUUUAAUGCACACAGCCGAUAGUAUGUUUAUAGUUUAACACUAGGGGAAGGGUUUGUUAUGCAAAUAUUGAUGUAAUGAUUUGAAAGGAAAGUUACGGAACUAAGCUAUAAACUCAAUAUAUUGUCGGAAGCGUAACAUAUGUAACUUUGGCGUUGCGUGUGUAUUGGAGUGGUGCAUGUAAUAGCGAUAAUCGUGCAAUGGAUGUAAUUAAAGUAGAAUGUGAUCCUGACCUUGAGGCGCACACAGUGUCUUUGGAUUUUGAAGAUUUUGAGCAAGAUGUGAAAGAAGAGCCACUCGAUGUUCCAGUCAGCAUCUCUUCUGAAGAGACAGAGCAAAACAUAGAUGAAACGAAAGAGGAACAUCAUGCAGAUAGUGAAAUAUGUUCACUGUCUUCACCCAGUAAAGCUGACUGCAAAGAAAAGGAUGAUCCUUUCGGACAGUCCGCGGAGGGCACCAAUGAGGAAGACAAGAAGUUACAGCCAUGGCGCUUUGUAGCAAUCAAAGAAGAGGCAAGGGAUCAAGAGUCAAAUGAUGAAGAAACAGCGGAAGAACAUGAUAUAUGUCAGGACAGUGACACACUGGUAGGACAAGCAGACAAAGCUGAUGACGAGGAGAAACCUCAUAAAUGUACGGUUUGCAAUAAGAGAUACAGAAAAUUGCUUUACCUCAAGGAACAUAUGCGUAUCCACACAGGAGAUCGGCCAUUUAAAUGUGAUAUAUGCAAGAAGGAGUUUACCCAGUGCAGCCUUUUGAAGACGCAUAUGCGAGUGCACACUGGAGAGAAACCAUUCAAAUGUGAAGUAUGUAAUGCGCGGUUUGCACAACGCAGCAACCUCUGGAAACACUCUCGUACCCACUCGGGCGUAAAACCAUAUAAAUGUGAUGUGUGCAGUAAAGAAUUUGCAGGAAAUUGGCAACUUAAAUAUCAUUCUCGUAUUCACAGUGGGGUCAAACCGUACAAAUGUGGAAUAUGUAACAAGCAGUUCUCGCAUGGUAGUAAUUUGAGCCGACAUUCCAGCAUCCAUAGAACAGUAAGUUUGCAGCACUUCUCAAGUUAUGGAGAGGUGGUUCCUAGUGGAAUUAUUCCAACACAACAUGAAACUGAGAAUGAGUGCAGAAUUUGUGGUGGUGUAACCAGGAUCACCAGUGAAGCAGGAAUAAAAGCCUCCACUUGUACAAAGUGUGGACACGUGACAGAACACGUUGGAAGUAAAGCCAGUGAGAAUGAUGAUAAGUUUUCACAAAACAAAAUCCAUGUGUGUGGUGUAUGUGGUAACACAUUCAAGAACGCUCGCCACCUUAGGGAACAUUCCCGUAUCCACAAAGGACCGCGGCCCUUCAAAUGUGAAGUGUGUGGUAAGGAAUUCUAUCAGAGCGGAAGUCUGAAAACACACGCGCGGGUACACACUGGAGAAAAACCAUACAAGUGUGAUGUGUGUGGAAGACAAUUUGCCCAGAGCGGUCAACUCGCUUGUCAUGCACGCACUCACACUGGGGAGAAACCUUAUGAAUGUAUUGUCUGUAACCGACAGUUCGCACAGAAGGCACAGCUGCGGUCUCAUUAUCGUACACACACUGGCGAACGGCCAUAUGAAUGUGACGUUUGUGGCAAGAGAUUCACGUUGCCUGGAGUAUUGAAGUUUCACAUGCGCACACACACUGGAGAGAAACCUUAUAAGUGUGAUGUUUGCAGCAAAUACUUUACAACCAGUUGUGGUCUAAAGACUCACAUGCGUAUCCAUAGUAAAGAAAAACCCUUUAAAUGUGAUGUGUGUGGCAAACAGUUUGCACAAAGAGCACAACUUGUUUGCCAUUCACGCACUCACACAGGCGAGAAACCCUAUGAAUGUACCGUAUGUGGCAAAAGGUUCGCUCAAGUUGGGAUGCUCCGUGAUCAUGGCCGUAUCCACACAGGAGAAAAACCUUAUAAAUGUGAAAUAUGCAACCAUAGGUUCUCGCAACAUGCCAAUUUUAUAAGACACUCUCGUACCCACAGGGCCUUGGAUCAGUAGACUGAACUUUUACAUUAUAAUGACUUAUUACAUUUGGCAAGUCAGAAUCACUUGUGAUUCAUGAACACUGAUGAUACGUGACUUACAGUCGAGUUACCUUUUUGUGGAUAUUGUGUCUGAAACAGAUUUAGGAAAACGUUUGUUGUUACAGACUGGGCUCAGACUGUACUACAAAGUGAAGGAAUACUGGAACACGUGUACAAUUUAUGUACAUAUGGGCAGCAGUUGUCUUUCACGUCAGUCCUAACGGGCUGCAACUCUGACCCGAAGUUCCUUGUAAAAGGGAUUACAUGACAGGUCUAUGCCUCUUCAAGACUUGGUAUCGUUAUGUAGUUCCAGUACUCCAAAUUCCAAUGAUGUCACAUGAAACUGAAAAGAAACGUGGUAGGAGUCUGACUGGCAAAAAUUUGUGUAUUCCAGAAACAGGCAUAUGUUAGUAGAAGUAUAUUAUCAAACCCAUUAUUAAUAUUUGAAAUAUGUGUAUUAUCUGUAUCUAAUAUAUGGUAUUGUCUAAAAAGUCUCUUGAUAGGCAAAUCAUUUACAUUUGUAAACAGCAUAUUUUUUUAAUAAUAUUUUUUUUGUGGUGGGGUGAAAUGUGUCUAUGCAAUUUCAUCCACUAAUGGGCCCAUUGUCUGUCCCUCAGAUGAUACAUGAAUAAAAUGGUGUAUCAGUGGCAUGAUAAUAACAGGGAGAAACACAGGGACUUGUAGAAAAAGCUGUGCCAAUGCCACCUUGUCCACCACAAAUCCCACGUGGACUGCCCUGGGAGUGAACCCAGGUCUGUAGUGAGAAGAUGGCAACCAACUGCCUGUGCCAUGACAUGGCCUUCAACUUUAAUCGUACAUACAGCUUUAAAGUAAUUAAUCGUUUAGCCCCGAUCUUUUAGUACUUUAAACUAUAUGAAGAAAAUUGUAAUGUAUAACAGGAAUAAUAAUGUUGAUCUGUAGGUUAUUAAUUAUGCUUAGGCAGUUAAGAAUGGCAGCGUGAACCUGAAACUUGGUGUCCCGCAUUAUGGAGAAUAUUUGGAAUUGGUAAGGAUGAAAUGAAAGGAUACUGGGGAAAACUGAUCACAAUAAAAUGAUGUUGAAUGUAUUAAAAUGCUUAAAGUGUUUAGAAAAUAAUACAAGUCCUGAUUUAGAAAAUUAAAUUUCAGUGCCAAAUGUCGUGUGUGUGUGUGUGCAGUGGUAGGAUGCACAAAUGCGUAUCUCGGUCUAAAAUGUAGCUCAGUGGGUUUGCAUAGUUAUAAAUAUACAACCAAUACGAAAAUCACAUUGAAAUAUUUUAAAAAUAAGGCAACACAAAUUUACAAAAUGAAAACAUAGUUCUGGUAUGAUCUUUCUGCCUUCCGCAAAAUAUUUUUCCAUGUUAUGUCUGAAGUUAAAAUGAACAUAACAACAUAACUGUCAUCUAAAGCAGCUAACUGUUACAUAAAUGCAUUAAGUAACGCUCUCUGUUUUAAGUUUUCCCUUAAUAAACUUGAGAUUUAUUGGGGAUCCCCCCCCCCCCCCAAAAAAAAAAUUGGAAAUCCAUAGGGCUAAGGUCAGGAGACCUUGAUGCCUCCCCCCACAGCAGCACAUGAAUGCCACUUUCAAACUUCCAGGCAUCCUUCCAUAACAUGUCAUUUAAUUUUGUUAUGGACAUUCUUUAUAGCUUUGAACAAUAGCAUGAUCAGAGAAUAAUGAAUUGGAAAUGCUGUGGAAGGAAGCUUGACAUUUUUUCUACGCUGAGUAAAACCCCAAAAACCCUAAGAAUAGCAGUCUCCAGGCUGAAAUUUGAGCCCAAGAUCUAGUACCCUCAAAUGUGCUCAGAAAUACUAAUAAACUUGCAAGUUAUCAAUCCAUGAGAGAAAGAAUGAACGUACAGGAUAUUUAAUUUCACGCAAGAAAUUGCACUGCUUGAAAUGGGCUAACAAGACUUACAGCAUUCUAUGUAUGCAACUUGCCUCUUAUUUUCAAAUGUAGUUCGGCUUUAGUAAUUAAGUUUAAAGAGUAAAUGUUUAUAAUUAUUAAUUUGUUAUGUUUUACCCCAAAUUUCUUUAUCAUGUCGUGACAUGUUCAAUAUCCAGUGUUAAGAGAAAAAUAAAUUACAUGCUGUAUACAUUUAUUCCUGUCAUUGACAUGAUCGAAUAUGUAGUCUUGAAAUACAUGUAUUAAAAUAUGA
This is a messenger RNA of Zootermopsis nevadensis, 4418 nucleotides long. RefSeq lists its product as uncharacterized. Gene Ontology annotation, molecular function: DNA-binding transcription factor activity, RNA polymerase II-specific; RNA polymerase II cis-regulatory region sequence-specific DNA binding. The record is from RefSeq and is a predicted model, not a curated record. Gene Ontology annotation, biological process: regulation of transcription by RNA polymerase II. NCBI's taxonomy places the organism in Eukaryota, Metazoa, Arthropoda, Insecta, Blattodea, Termopsidae. Gene Ontology annotation, cellular component: nucleus.